CGUAACGUUGUGUUUGAAUGAUUCACAUGUAAUACAAUCAAUAAGUGUUAUUAAAAAUAUAUGAUAUUAACAAUGAUUUGACAAUUAGUGACCAAUUAAUCGGUGAUCACAUGAUAUUUACGGUGAUUUUCAGUGGACAUUGUAUGACAAGAAUUUUGCAGAAGUAUUGGUAGUCAUCAGUGGCUGACAAACAUUAACGCCGCUAAUGGACGACUUGGUCCGCGAGUUAAAUGUCUUGCGUCUGGACUGCAAUCAUAGCCGUAUCGGCGACGGUGGCGAUGGACAAAGUCAAGAAAAUGAACGCCAAUUGGUAGACACUAUUGAGCGAUACGCCCGAACUGUUCUGUCCAUUACAUGGGAUCAGGAAAUGGUGAUCACGAACGACGAGUUUAAGACUAAAAACUCGGAGGCAGUCAUGAACUCAAUCAUCUAUUUGUUGGACGGAAUCGGACAACUGUGUGAUGAAUUGGACACCAAUGGCCACUGCGAUCAACAAUUGUCGAGUGAUCGGCCGUUUCAAGACAAUACUAAAUGUGUUGGUUUAGGGGUUACCGAUUACACUGCGGUCAAGACAUUACUCGGUAUUGACAUUUGUGAAUGUCUUCUGUGGCGAAAAGCGGCCCUUUUGUAUGCCUUCUGUAAUAGCAAACUGAACGCCGGAAUUAAGUUUGUGGACAACACGGUUGUUGUCGAAGAUAACAGUGACCUACGCGAUGAAGAAACGCGACAUAAACUACUUCAGUAUCUUAUCGAUGGUAUCCAAUGGUUUCGUCAGUUUCUUAGCCAAAGACAACCAUUUGAAGUUAAUUCCGGCGCAGAGAUGGUGCCGAUGACAUCAUCUGAAUCUUUAUUGACAAACAAUAUCUUCAGUGAUAAUCAUUUACUUUCACUCAUGUAUUUGUCAGAAAUGUGUGUUUGGUAUCACAACUAUUCAAACCAUUGGCGACUAUAUUUGUACACCGGUUUCGAUGUGGAAGAAUGGGCCAAAUAUUGUCUGAGAUUAUACAUUAAUAGUGUGGACAAUCAUUUUAACACAAUUGGCUGGAACUGCGACAAAGCCAAACAAUUGUUGACAUUGUUUUGAUUGAUUGUCUGUCUGGUUGUUGUUGUGUCCAAUAAUUGCAAACUAUUGUUCAAAUUGAUUGCUGAACUCAAUUAUAUUUUAUAUAUAAUAUCAAUGAAAUGCUCAAAAUUAAAAAUAUCA
Oppia nitens is the source of this 1204-nucleotide messenger RNA. Its product is annotated as RAB7A-interacting MON1-CCZ1 complex subunit 1-like. Gene Ontology annotation, biological process: mitophagy. The transcript has a single exon. Bases 206 to 1084 code for a protein of 292 amino acids. The record is from RefSeq and is a predicted model, not a curated record. NCBI's taxonomy places the organism in Eukaryota, Metazoa, Arthropoda, Arachnida, Sarcoptiformes, Oppiidae.